Molecule: messenger RNA, 8478 nt
Organism: Nerophis ophidion (straightnose pipefish)
Lineage: Eukaryota; Metazoa; Chordata; Actinopteri; Syngnathiformes; Syngnathidae
Product: mucin-2-like
Exons: 6
Coding region: 127-8478 (2783 amino acids)
Source: RefSeq, a predicted model, not a curated record
UUAUAUCAAUCUCAGGUGAGCUCGGCUUUCUCAAGCCCGUUUUUUUUUUCUGGCAAUUCUUGCCAGCUUGGAACGUACAGAACCGUUUUGGACCCGCAUUGGACUGGACCAGGAUCUGGCCGGACCAUGUCGGGGCCUCCCGGGUGGAUUGCGGUUUGGGUUUGGGUCACCUUGGUGUCCCUAGCCCGCCUCGGUCAGACACAAUCCGGGACAAACGGUGACGUCCACGGACGUCCGAACGCGGGAUUCUUCCCGGCCCCCGUGUGGAAGUUCCUGGCAGUGUCAGGGCGCGGAGGAGGCACUUUGGACCUGGGUCGGCCGCGGUUCCGUUGCGGCGACACGACGCUUUCUGUCCGCGUGUCCCUCAUCCGACACGCUAAAGCGCGCCUCCCAGACGGGAGGAGGCUGCCGGUGCUGCACGACGCAUGCGCGGCUUCGGUUCGGAGGUUCGGUCCGUGGCUGCUGCUCAAGCUGCCGUACAGCAGCUGUCACCUGCACGCCACGGUGUCAAAUGGAAGACAUUUUCACCAGUUGGAAGUCCAUUAUUUUGACAGUCUGCUGCAGACUAACAUCAUAGGUGUGGCUUCCUGUGAGAAUCCUGCCACCGCCGUGAAACUGACACCACCAUUAGUCCUGUGCAGACCAACACAAAUAAUUGUCAAAGUGCCUCUGGGGACCAAAUUGAUAAGGGUUAAAGAUCUGGGAAAUGACGGUGACAUCCCCUCUACGAUCAGCACGUCGAAUGCAGGUGCUGUGUUUGUGCAGGUCUCUACACCAGCUAAUAUGAGUUCCAUUAUGGAAAUUGUUCUUUUGGACUCUCUCGGGGACAUGUCCACCAUGCUGGCAGCUUGUAACAACGCAACCGCACAAAUUGGACGAAGACGUCAGCCAAGAUCUGUGCAGCAACAUCUCAGGCAUGAACGAGGAGGUGGCGAAGACAGGAAUUUUGAAACUUACAACCCAGAAACGCAAGCAUGCAAGACCCCUGUAACACAGGUGUCGUAUGACGAUGCGCAUAUCUUUGAGUUGUGGGGUUAUGAUGAAAUUCCUCAACGACCAUUUACUGGAGUUGAAACAGGCGACGCAACAUGUGAUCAAAUGCCUGCUAGCCUUACACCAACUCCUUUGAGCAAAGUUCAAACAUCGUCUGAAGUGGCCUGUGCCGCAACUACCUCAACUGCAAGCACAGGUCUGUUCACUGGCAUCUGUUCACCAACACAUACAACUACUACGAAUCUAUGUCCAAUUGUAACUCAAAUUCUGCCUGAAAAUACCCCUGUAGCCCCGUGCCCCUCAGCAGCAAUGGCUUCUACUUCUGUGGCGCCGAGUAUUUGUGCUUUUGCUACUGUUGAAGGUACAACUACUCCUGCCUUGGUGGCAUGCUCUGGUUUGACCAUGACUACUGGUGUACCAAUGGCAACUUCCCUUUCUACAACUAAAACUACUGCCUUACCAGCAACAACCAAUCCCGAUGUACCAAACAUCCAAUCUUUCAGUAGGCCAACAUCUGUAUCUUCCAAUUGGCCAACACCUCCUGAAUCAACAGCUACUACACCAGAAUCGUUUCAAUGGCCAACACUUCCUCAAAUAAUUCGAACUCCAAAAACAACCAUUACUGAUGUACAAAGCCCUACAACUCUUGUGACACCUUACAAAACUACAACACAACCAGAAACAACCAAUCCUGAUGGGCCAAGCACCAUUUUUUCUCAAUGGCCAACAUCCCCUGAAUUAACUACCACAUCAAAAACAACCAGUCCUGAUAUACCAAGCCUCACAACACCACUUGUGACAACCACUUCUGAACAAACUGUGAUGGCAGUAACAACGAAUCUUGAUGUACGAAGCUCUGCAACUCUUGUGCCACCUUCAGAAACUACAACACCAGAAAACACCAGUCCUGAUGUACCAAGCACCAAAUCUUCUCAAUGGACAACACCGCAAUUAACUUCAACUAUUACUGAUGUACAAAGCUCUACACCUCUUAUGACAACUUCAGAAACUACAACACAACCAGAAACAACCAGGCUUGAUGUACCAAGUACCAAAUCUUCUCAAUGGACACAACCUCGUGAAUUAACUACAACCCUAGAAACAAACAGUUCUGAUGUACCAAGCCCCACAACGCUGAUUUUGACAACCACUCCUAAACUAACUAAUACGAUGCCAGUAAUAACCAGUCGUGAGGUACGAAGCUCAACAACUACUUGGGCACCUUCAGAAACAACAACACCAGAAAGGAUCAUUCCUGAUGCACCAAGCACCAAAUCUUCUCAUUGGUCAACACCUCCUGAAUUAACUACAAUACAAGAAACAACCAGUCCUGAUGUACCAAGCCCUACAACUCCAUUUGUAACAACCACUUCUGAACCAACUGAUAUGAUGGUCUUAACAACCAGUCAUGUACAAAGCCCUACAACUCUUAUGGCACCUUCAAAAACUACAGCACAACCAGAAAUAACCAGUCCUGAUGGGCCAAGCACCAAAUCUCAAUGGACGACACUUCAAUUAACUUCAACUUCCGAAAAAACCCUGACUGAUGUGCGUAUCGCUACAACUUUUGUGACACCUUCAGUAACUACAACACAACUAGAAACAACCAGUCCUGAUAUACCAAGCCCCACAACGCCACUUGUGACAACCACUUCUCAACCAACAAAUAUGAUGGCAGUAAUAACCAGUCCUGGUGUACGAAGCUCAACAACCUCUCUGGCACCUUCAGAAACUACAACACCAGAAAGUAUCAGUCCUGAUGCACCAAGGACCAAAUCUUACCUUUGGUCAACAUCUCCUGAAUUACCAACUACAAUACCAGAAACAACUAGUUCUUAUGUACCAAGCCCUACAACUCCACUUGUAACAACCACUUCUGAACUAACUGAUUUGGUGGCCUUAACCAGUCCUGAUGUACAAAACCCUAGUACUCUUGUGACACCUUCAACACAACCAGAAACAACCAUUGUUGAUGUUGAAAGUACCAUAUCUUCUCAGUGGUCAACACCUCUUGAAAUAGCUAUGACCGAAAAGACAAGUACCGAUGAAGGAAUCCCUACACCGCUUGUGACACCUUCAGAAACGACCGAAACAGCCAGUUCUGACUUGCCAACUACCAAAUCUUUGGAGGGGCCGGCGCCUUUUGAAUUAACAGAUGCAACACGAAAAACAACCACUAAUGAUGUACCAAGCACCAAAUCUUCAAUUUGGCCAAUACCUACUGAAUCAACAACUAUAACACAAGAAACAACCAGUCCUGAUGUACCAAGCCCCAAAUCUUCUCAAUGGACAAAACCUCCCGAAUUAACUACAAUUCUAGAAACAACCAGUACUGAUGUACGAAGCCCUACAAAUCAUGUGACACUCUCAAAGACUACUACAUUACAAGCAAUAGUCAGUCCCGAUGUCCCAAUCACAAUAUCUUAUCAAUGGCCAACAUCCUCUGAAUUAAUAAAAACAUCAGAAAAAAACAGUACUGAUGUACCAAGCCUCACAACACCACUUGUGAUAACCACUUCGGAACAAGCUAAUGCGAUGGCAGGAAUAACCAGUCUUGAUGUACUUGGCUCUGCAACUCUUAUGCCAUCUUCAGAAACUACAACACCAGACAACACUGGUCCUGAUGUACCAAGAACUUCAGAAACAACCAUUACUGAUGUACGAAGCUCUACAACUUUUGUGACACCUUCAGAAACUACAACACCACUAGAGACAACCAGUCCUGAUAUACCAAGCCCCACAACGCCACUUGUGACAACCACUUCUCAACCAACCACUAUGAUGGCAGUAAUAACCAGUCCUGGUGUACGAAGCUCAACAACCCCUCUGGCACCUUCAGAAACUACAACACCAGAAAGGACAAUUUCUGAUGCACCGAGCACCAAAUCUUCUCAUUGGUCAACACCUCCUGAAUUAACAACUACAAUACAAGAAACAAGCAGUCCUGAUGUACCAAGCCCUACAUCUCCACUUGUAACAACCACUUCUGAACCAACUGGUAUAAUUGUCUUAUCAACCAGUCAUGUACAAAGCCCUACAACUAUUGUGACACCUUCAAAAACUACAACACAACCAGAAACAACCAGUCCUGAUGUACCAACUUCUCAAUGGCCAACAUCCCCUGAAUUAACUACAUCAAAAACAACCAGUCCUGAUGUACCAAGCACCAAAUCUUCUCAAUUGACAACACCUCAAUUAACUUCAACUUCAGAAACAACCAUUACUGAUGUACAAAGAUCUACAACUCUUGUGACACCUUCAGAAACUACAACACAACCAGAAACAACCAGUCCUGAUGCACCAACUUCUCAAUGGCCAACAUCCCCUGAAUUAACUACAUCAAAAACAAUCAGUCCUGAUGUACCAAGCACCAAAUCUUCUCAAUUGACAACACCGCAAUUAACUUCAACUUUAGAAACAACUAUUACUGAUGUACGAAGCUCUACAACUCUUGUGACAACUUCAGAAACUACAACACAACCAGAAACAACCAGUUAUGAUGUACCAAGCCCCACAACGCCAAUUGGGACAACCACUUCUCAACCAACUAAUACGAUGCCAGUAAUAACCAGUCGUGAGGUACAAAGCUCAACUCUUUUGGCACCUUCAGAAAGUACAACACCAGAAAGGACCAUUUCUGAUGCACCAAGCACCAUAUCUUCUCAUUGGUCAACACCUCCUGAAUUAACAACUACAAUACAAGAAACAAGCAGUCCUGAUGUACCAACUUCUCAAUGGCCAACAUCCCCUGAAUUAACUACAUCAAAAACAACCAGUCCUGAUGUACCAAGCACCAAAUCUUCUCAAUUGACAACACCUCAAUUAACUUCAACUUCAGAAACAACCAUUACUGAUGUACGAAGCUCUACAACUCUUGUGACAACUUCAGAAACUACAACACAACCAGAAACAACCAGUCCUAAUGUACCUACUUCUCAAUGGCCAACAUCCCCUGAAUUAGCUACAACAUCAAAAACAACCAGUCCUGAUGUACCAAGCACCAGAUCUUCUCAAUUGACAACACCUCAAUUAACUUCAACUUCAGAAACAACCAUUACUGAUGUACAAAGAUCUACAACUCUUGUGACACCUUCAGAAACUACAACACAACCAGAAACAACCAGUUAUGAUUUACCAAGCCCCACAACGCCAAUUGGGACAACCACUUCUCAACCAACUAAUACGAUGCCAGUAAUAACCAGUCGUGAGGUACGAAGCUCAACUCUUUUGGCACCUUCAGAAACUACAACACCAGAAAGGACAAUUUCUGAUGCACCAAGCACCAAAUCUUCUCAUUGGUCAACACCUCCUGAAUUAACAACUACAAUACAAGAAACAAGCAGUCCUGAUGUACCAAGCCCUACAACUCCACUUGUAACAACCACUUCUGAACCAACUGAUAUAAUGGUCUUAUCAACCAGUCAUGUACAAAGCCCUACAACUAUUGUGACACCUUCAAAAACUACAUCACAACCAGAAACAACCAGUCCUGAUGUACCAACUUCUCAAUGGCCAACAUCCCCUGAAUUAACUACAACAUCAAAAACAACCAGUCUUGAUGUACCAAGCACCAAAUCUUCUCAAUUGACAACACCGCAAUUAACUUCAACUUCAGAAACAACCAUCACUGAUGUACGAAGAUCUACAACUCUUGUGACACCUUCAGAAACUACAACACAACCAGAAACAACCAGUCCUGAUAGACCAAGCACCAAAUCUUCUAAAUGGCAAACACCUCAAUUAACUUCAACUUCAGAAACAACCAUUACUGAUGUACGAAGAUCUACAACUCUUGUGACACCUUCAGAAACUACAAUACAACCGGAAACAACCAGUUAUGAUGUACCAAGCCCCACAACGCCAAUUGGGACAACCACUUCUCAACCAACUAAUACGAUGCCAGUAAUAACCAGUCGUGAGAUACGAAGCUCAGCAACUCCUUUGGCACCUUCAGAAACAACACCACCAGAAAGGACCAUUCCUGAUGCACCAAGCACCAAAUCUUUUCAUGGGUCAACACUUCAUGAAUUAACUACAAUACAAGAAACGACCAGUCCUGAUGUACCAAGCCCUACAACUCCACUUGUAACAACCACUUUUGAACCAACUGAUAUGAUAGUCUUAUCAACCAGUCAUUUACAAAGCCCUACAACUCUUGUGACACCUUCAAAAAUUACAACACAACCAGAAACAACUAGUCCUGAUGUACUAAGCCCCAAAUCUUCUCAAUGGCCAAUAUCCCCUAAAUUAACUACAACAUCAAAAACAACCAGUCCUGAUUUACCAAGCCCCACAACACCAGAAACAACCAGUCCUGGUGUACAAAUCACUAAAUCCUCUCAAUGGUCAAUACCUCUUAUAACAACAACAGAAAGGACCAGUCCUGAUGUACCAAGGACCAAAUCUUCUCCUUGGUCAACAUCUCCUGAAUUAACAACUACAAUACCAGAAACAACCAGUGCUUAUGUACUAGGCCCUACAACUCCACUUGUAACAACCACUUCUGAACCAACUAAUAUGGUGACCUUAACCACCCCUGAUCUACGAAACCCUAGAACUCUUGUGACACCUUCAGAAACUACAACACAAUCAGAAACAACCAAUGUUGAUGUUGCAAGCACCAAAUCUUCUCAUUGGUCAACACCUCCUGAAAUAACUCCGACUGAAACAACCAGUACUGAUGAAGGAAGCCCUACACCGCUUGUGACACCUUCAGAAAUGACCGAAACAGCCAGUUCUGACAUACCAAAUACCAAAUCUUCUGAGGGGCCGGCGCCUCUUGAAUCAACCGCUGCAACACUAAAAACAACCACUAAUGAUGUACCAAGCACCAAAUCUUCAAUUUGGCCAACACCUACUGGAUCAACAACUAUAACACAAGAAACAACCAGUCCUGAUGUACCAAGCCCCAAAUUUUCGCGGUGGUCAACACCUGAUUUAACAACUAAAAUACCAGAAACAAACAGUCCUGAUAUACCAAACACCAAAUCUUCUCAAUGGACAACACCUGAAUUAACUUCAACUUCAGAAUCAACCAUGACUGAUGUACGAAGCUCUACAACUCUUGUGACACCUUCAGAAACUACAACACAACCAGAAACACCCAGUUCUGAUGUACCAAGCCCCACAACGCCAAUUGUGACAACCACAUCUCAACCAACUAAUACGAUGCCAGUAAUAACCAGUCAUGAGCUACAAAGCUCAACAACUCCUUUGGCACCUUCAGAGACUACAUCACCAGAAAGGACCAUUCCUGAUGCACCAAGCACCAUAUCAUCCCAUUGGUCAACACUUCCUGAAUUAACAACUACAAUUCAAGAAACAACCAGUCCUGAUGUACCAAGCCCUACAACUCUACUUGUAACAACCACUUCUGAACCAACUGAUAUGAUGCUCUUAACAACCAGUCAUGUACAAAGCCCUACAACUCUUGUGAAACCUUCAAAUACUACCACACAACCAGAAACAACCAUUCCUGAUUGGCCAAGCACCAAAUCUUCUCAAUGGCCAACAUCCCCUGAAUUAACUACAACAUCAAAAACAAUCAGUACUGAUGUAAGUAUCCCUACAUUUCGUGUGACACCUUCAGAAAGUACAACACCAGAAACCACCAGUACUGAUGUACCAAGCACCAAAUCGUUUCAAUGGCCAACACCUCAAUUAACUGGAACUCCAGAAACAACCAUUACUGAUGUACAAAGCCAAACAACUCUUGUGACACCUUCAGAUACUACAAACCCAGAAACAACCAGUCCUGCUUGGCCAAGCACCAAAUCUUCUCAAUGGCCAGCAUCCCUUGAAGUAACUACAUCAAAAACAAGUCUUGAUGUAGAAAGUCUCACAACACCACUUGUAACAACCACUUCUGUACCAACUAAUGUGAUGGCAGUAAUAACCCGUCCUGAUGUAAGAAGCUCUACAACUCUUGUGCCACCUUCAGAAACUACAACACCAGAAAACACCAGUCCUGAUGUACCAAGCCCCACAAUUCCAGUUUUGACAGCCACUUCUGAACCAAUUAUCACCUUGAGAUUAGUAACCAGUCUUAAUGUACCUAGCCUUACAACUCCUGUGACACCCUCAAAAAAAACUACCUUGCCAGAAACAACCAGUUCUGUUGUACCAAGCACAAAAUCUUCUAAUUGGCCAUCGCCUCCUGAAUCAACAAGUACAACCAGUUCUGAUGUACCAAGCACCAAAUCUUCUCAAUGGAAAACACUUCAAUUAACUUCAACUUCAGAAAAAACCCUGACUCAUGUGCGUAUCUCUACAACUCUUGUGACACCUUCAGAAACUACAAUACAACUAGAAACAACCAGUCCUGAUGUACCAAGCACCACAUCUUCUCAAUGGCCAACAUCCCCUCAACCUGAAUUAACUACACCAAAAACAACCAGUCCUGAUAAACUACAACACAACCAGAAACAACCAGGCUUGAUGUACCAAGCACCAAAUCUUCUCAAUGGACACAAGCUCCUGAAUUAA